UCACAAGCUAUCCGGAGGUUUUUUGUCCUUGCAUUGGUUCUCCCAGCGAUCCCACCAGACAUCAUGAACCGAUCUCUGUCAUCCAAAACCCUCGCUAGGCUACUGUUCUCCGCAAAUUCUUCUCCCUCCUCAUCGCCCUCUAUAUCUCAAUUCACCCAGAGCUACCCCGAACCCAGCGAGGAAACCCAUGGUGCCGAACCUACCUCCAGCCAACCCCAGGACCCCGAGCAUACGUAUCCCAACAGUGAAGCCGCUGCAUUUCAAGACUCAUCCAUCGAUGAUUCUAUUGUUUUCCAACGCCCAACGAGACCUCCAACAGAGCAAGAUAGAGAGAAAGCGCGGCGGAGACGGCAGGCGGAAAAGAAACUGAGAAAGGACGAAGAGAAGAUACAGGAGAGGAAACAGAUGCUGGCGGAGGAGAAGCGCAGGGAGGAAAAUGAAGCCAGGAAGUUGAAGCGCCAGAGUGAACGGGAAGGGGAGAAGAAGGAGAAGAAAUGA
Messenger RNA from Periconia digitata, 498 nucleotides. The record is from the annotation of a GenBank genome assembly. NCBI's taxonomy places the organism in Eukaryota, Fungi, Ascomycota, Dothideomycetes, Pleosporales, Periconiaceae.